Microdochium trichocladiopsis is the source of this 3178-nucleotide messenger RNA. Its product is annotated as armadillo-type protein. Gene Ontology annotation, cellular component: proteasome regulatory particle, base subcomplex; proteasome storage granule; nucleus. The transcript has 4 exons. NCBI's taxonomy places the organism in Eukaryota, Fungi, Ascomycota, Sordariomycetes, Xylariales, Microdochiaceae. The record is from RefSeq and is a predicted model, not a curated record. Bases 288 to 3008 code for a protein of 906 amino acids. Gene Ontology annotation, biological process: regulation of protein catabolic process; proteasome-mediated ubiquitin-dependent protein catabolic process. Gene Ontology annotation, molecular function: enzyme regulator activity.
GCUGGCACACCACCACCACCACCACCCGCAAGGAUCCAGGCCGACACCUGUGUUGCAUCAUCACAUCCUCGAUUCCAUUCCUUUCCAAGCUCGCCGACCCUGCACCAACGACUUUCGCGACACCUGCACGCCGUGUCCGGAUACACCGCUCUCGGUACAGGGAAGAUAUAUACCACAAGACGAAGCGCACUGUCCAAGCUACCAGUAGCGCCCUGCCUGCUGUUGCCCGCGGCCUGAUCCUGCGUUUCCAACCCGCCGGGGUCAUUCAAUAACCCGCCACACCCACCAUGGCGCAAGACAACGAUGCGCAAAAGUCAGCCGACAAGGGCAAGGGCAAGGCUGUCGAGACCAAGGUCGACGAGAGCAAGAAGAAGGAUGGCCAGCCCGAGGCUAACGGCAAGAAGGACGAGGACAAGAUUGGCUCCGAGGAGGAGCUCAGUGAGGAGGACCAGCAGCUCAAGAGCGAGCUUGAAAUGCUCGUUGAGCGCCUGACGGAAUCCGAUGCGACUCUCUACAAGCCCGCCCUCGAGGCCAUCAAGACCUCCAUCAAGACCUCCACAUCGUCAAUGACCGCCGUACCGAAGCCACUCAAGUUCUUGAGGCCACACUACGAAACACUGGUCCAGCGUUACGACGAGUGGCCCGAGGGAGACGACAAAUCUGCCCUUGCCGAUGUGCUUUCCGUCAUUGGCAUGACCUUCUCGGACGAGGGCCGCCAAGAUACGCUCAACUACCGGCUACAGUCGAAAUCUCAGGACAUCGAGUCAUGGGGUCACGAAUACGUACGGCACCUGGCGCUCGAGAUCGGCGAGGUCUUUGGAAAGCGUGUUACAGCAGACGAGGCGGUGCAGGACCUCAUCGACCUGGCGCGGAUUCUGGUUCCUCUGUUCCUCAAGUCCAACGCCGAGGCCGAUGCAGUCGACCUGAUGAGCGAACUUGAGAUCAUUGAGGAGCUCCCCAAAUUCGUCGACCAGAACACCUACCCCCGUGUCUGCCUGUACCUGGCCAGCAUGGUGAACCUGCUCACGUACCCGGACAACGAGCACUUCCUGCGAGUGGCGCACGACAUAUACAAGACAUACAAGGAGCACACUCAGGCCAUGGCCAUUGCCAUCCGCCUCAACGACCUCUCCCUCAUCAAGUCUGACUUUGACAGCGCGAGCGACCCGGCGCUCAAGAAGCAGCUCGCUUUCAUGAUUGGUCGCCAGAAGAUCUGGCUCGACAUCGAGAAGGAGGAUGAGGACGAGAAGGAUGGGACUGAGAUCGACGAGGCGCUAUGCAACCUCAAGCUGUCCGAGUACUUCAAGACCCUUGGCAAGGAACUCAACAUUCUCGAGCCCAAAACAACCGAGGACAUCUACAAGAGUCACCUGGAGAGCAGCAGAGUCGCAGGCAUGACGAAUCUGGACUCCGCGCGCCACAACCUCGCUGCUGCCUUUGUCAACGCCUUUGUCAAUGCCGGUUUCGGCCAGGACAAGAUGAUGCUCGUUGAGCAGGAGAAGGAGAGCUGGGUGUGGAAGACCAAGGACGAGGGUAUGAUGUCAACCGUCGCGUCGCUCGGCACGCUAUUGAUGUGGGACGUCGAGAACGGUCUUGACAAGGUCGACAAGUUCACAUACGCCGAGGAGCCCCAGAUCCUUGCUGGUGCCAUGCUGGCUAUCGGUAUCAUGAACUCUGGCGUUCGUGUCGACAGCGACCCUGCUUUGGCUCUGCUGGGUGACCAGGACAAGCUCGAGCACAAGAGCCCCCUGGUCCGCGUUGCCUCCAUCAUGGGUCUCGGCCUUUCGUACUCUGGCUCGCAGAGGGAGGAUCUGCUGGACAUUUUGUUGCCCAUCAUCAACAGCUCAAACGACGAGAUGCAAAUUCCCGCGAUGGCUGCGCUGGCCAGCGGUAUGAUCUUUGUUGGAUCUGGCAACCCGGAGAUUGGCGAGGCUAUUGUAACACUGCUCCUGGACGAGGACAAGAAGACGCUCCUGACGGAUAAGUGGACCCGUUUCCUGGCCCUCGGCCUUGGCCUCCUUUACUUUGGCCGCCAGGAGGAGGUUGAUGUCAUUCUCGAGACGCUCAAGGCUGUCGACCACCCGAUGGCGAGGCCGACGGCUGUGCUCGCAGAGAUCUGUGCCUGGGCUGGAACUGGUGCGGUGCUCAAGAUUCAGGAGCUUCUCCACAUCUGCAAUGAGCACAUCGAGGACUCGGAUGAGAAGAAGGGUGACGAGCUGCUGCAAGCAUACGCCGUGCUGGGCAUUGCGCUCGUCGCCAUGGGUGAGGACAUCGGACAAGAGAUGGUCCUGCGCCAGUUUGGUCACUUGAUGCACUACGGCGAGGCCAACAUCCGCCGUGCUGUGCCGCUGGCGAUGGGCCUGAUCAGCCCCAGCAACCCCCAGAUGAAGGUUUACGACACAUUGUCAAGAUACAGCCACGACACCGACAAUGAUGUCGCCAUCAACGCCAUCUUUGCGAUGGGUCUACUGGGUGCAGGUACCAACAACGCCCGUCUGGCGCAGCUGCUGAGGCAGCUUGCCAGCUACUACCACCGAGACCAGGAAUCUCUCUUCAUGGUCCGCAUCGCGCAGGGACUGCUGCACAUGGGCAAGGGCACCCUGUCGCUCAACCCCUUCCAUACUGACCGCCAGAACCUGUCGAGAGUAUCGACUGCUGGCCUCCUGACUGUGCUCGUCGCCAUGAUUGAUGCCAAGUCGUUCAUCACGUCCUCAUCACACUACCUGCUGUAUUUCUUGGUUACGGCCAUGCACCCACGCUUCCUGGUGACACUGGACGAGAAUCUCAAGCCGCUCACAGUCAACGUGCGUGUCGGUCAAGCCGUCGACGUCGUUGGCCAAGCUGGUCGACCCAAGACCAUCACAGGCUGGCAGACGCAGUCAACACCUGUCCUUCUUGCUCACGGAGAGCGUGCGGAGCUUGAGGACGACGAGUACAUCAGCCUCAGCAGCACACUCGAGGGGCUGGUUAUCCUGCGCAAGAACCCUGAAUGGGAAGGUGGCAAAUAAGGGCCUUGGAAGCUAGGACGAUUGAUGGUGUCAAAGGGGCAGUGAAAGACUCGGCAGCGGCUUCGUCCCUGCGAUAUGAUUGGCAACACAGCCUCGAUGCCCUCUUCAGUCCAGAUAUUGUACUAGACAUGACAACAUAGAAGGUCAAAAAUAGAAACCUUUGUCAAAGA